Messenger RNA from Mercurialis annua (annual mercury), 782 nucleotides. RefSeq lists its product as uncharacterized. Bases 43 to 522 code for a protein of 159 amino acids. The transcript is spliced from 2 exons. The record is from RefSeq and is a predicted model, not a curated record. NCBI's taxonomy places the organism in Eukaryota, Viridiplantae, Streptophyta, Magnoliopsida, Malpighiales, Euphorbiaceae. Gene Ontology annotation, molecular function: acyltransferase activity, transferring groups other than amino-acyl groups.
AUAAAAAUAGGCAAUUACCUCUCUUAGCUUGUACCUCAGAUAAUGGAUCCAUCAAGAAUUUCUAUUCGUCCAUUCAAACUUUCCGACGUUGACGAUUUCCUAAAAUGGGCCGGCGAUGAUAAAGUAACCUGGAAUUUAAGAUGGAAUUCCAUUACCUCUAAAGAAGAAGCCCUAGAACACCUCGAAAAGGUCGCGAUACCUCAUCCUUGGCGUCGGUCUAUAUGCUUGGACGAUUCUUCAAUCGGAUAUAUCUCCGUUUGGCAAUACUCCGGGGACGAUAAAUGCAGAGCUAACAUUGGAUAUGCAUUAGCUACAGAGUAUUGGGGACAAGGGAUUACUACAAUUGCUAUGAAGCUGGCCUUGUCUACUGUGUUCGACGACCUGUCUGAUUUAGGCAGGCUUGAAGCUUUUGUAGAGGUACAUAAUAAGGGAUCGCAAAGAGUAGCCGAAAAGGUUGGAUUCUUGAGAGAAGGACCCAUCAAGAAUUUCUAUCCGUCCGUUCAAGCUUUCCGAUGCCGAUGAUAUCCUGAAAUGGGCUAGUGAUGAUAAAGUAACCCGCUACUUAAGAUGGAACACCAUCAACUCCAAAGAAGAUGCUUUAACAUACAUAGAAAAUUAGGAAUUUGAAAUUCACUAGGUAGAAUUCUGAGUAUCAUUUCAUUUGAGCUUUAUGUAUCUUGCCAAUGCUAGCAAGAAGUUUUCCAUGGGCCAUCCGCCUAUAUGGGCCUAUGUAAAAGCCCAAAUCUGAAAGGAAACCUUGUUAAUUGGCCCAUGCUCUUUUU